Saccharomyces mikatae IFO 1815 is the source of this 2196-nucleotide messenger RNA. It is a transcript of the gene IML2, whose product is annotated as Iml2p. The transcript has a single exon. NCBI's taxonomy places the organism in Eukaryota, Fungi, Ascomycota, Saccharomycetes, Saccharomycetales, Saccharomycetaceae. Bases 1 to 2196 code for a protein of 731 amino acids. Gene Ontology annotation, cellular component: mitochondrial outer membrane; cytosol; nucleus. The record is from RefSeq and is a predicted model, not a curated record.
AUGUUUAGAGUAUUUGGUUCAUUUGGAUCAAAGAAUGCUCAAUCUUCUAGUGAGGAACUAUCGACAAAGACAAAGCAUGUUCUAAAACAGGCUAAUGAUUUUGAAACUGCCUUGAAGGCAAUGGAUUUUGUCCUGGAUGAUAGAACAGAUGAAGGAUUGAAUCUAUUGAAGAAAGCAGAAAUGGAAACGGGCUCAGAUCAAACUAUCUUGACUUUGGCAAGAGGUGUUAUCGAAUUUCUUCAAGCCACCUUGAGUUUUGAAACCGAGGAGAUGAAAAAAGCUGCAAUUACUCUAGGUAAAGCUGAACAACUGUCCUGGAAGAGUAAGCAAAAUGCAGAAAAGACCAACUUCAAGAGCAGUUCAAUAUACCCUCCAGGUACUGUCUAUGCUGUGACAUAUACAGAGUCAUGUCUUCUGCAUGCUUUGUUGAUGUUGUUUAGUGAAAGCAUGAUGGAAGCAGCCAAGGCCUUGUUAAAGUUGAGAAGAGCUUAUACAAUGCUGCAAGAUAUCAUGGUCGCCGUCAAGAGAGCUGAACGAUCAAAAAACUCCAGCUCACCCUCUCCAAGUGAACAAAGCCAAGAAUCAUGCGGAAGUUUUGUUUCAGCAGAGACAACCUUCGUAUCGGUAGAUAUACCAUACAAAUUGUCCUCGGAGGACAAGUCGAACCCUCAGCUAUUGGAGUUUGCUGAAAGAAUUUACACCAUGAGAAUGGGAAGGCUAUCAGGUGCUCAUAUUGGCAAUACUCCGUCCAUUGAUAGGUUGAGGGAUGAUCUGGGAUUACAGACAACUUCAUCUCAAGCUUCUGACCGUUCUCCCGCUUUAGAUGAUUUCGACUUGGAACAGGCUACUAUUGAUGAAUUUAUCCAUUCAGGUGCUAAUUUAUGUUACGGUAUCUUACAAGUCGUGUUAUCCUUGCUACCACCCGCAAUUGGUGCUGUAUUAUCCAUCGUUGGAUUCAAGGGCUCUCGUGAAGAAGGUUUGAGGCUAGUUUGGAAAGCCACGAAGGAGAGAAAUGUUCAUGGUUGUAUAGGGUUGUUAGGUCUGAUGUUUUACUAUGAUGGUCCGUUCCAGUUUACAGACGCCGACUUUGAUAUUCCAGCAAAUGAUAAUAUAUCAAGGGCUUUAAAUAAAAGCAGAACUAAUGAUAGUAGCAUGUUACCAGGUUUUAUGGAUAGUGCAACCUUAUUGCAUCCAGGAAAAAUUUUGGAGGAUGCAUUAUUGAAAGCGAGAGCACUUUUUCCUAAUAGUGCAUUAUGGUUACUAAACGAGGCGAAGAUGCUUUCCGGGAAGGGUCGGCUUCGUGACUCUCUCGCCCUAAUGGAUUCCAUUGAUGUCAAUAGCAUCCGUAUGAGGCAAGUCAAAUCCCUAAUGGUAUUUGAACGUGCCAUCCUUUUGGUUAACUUACACGAAUAUAAUAGAGCUGCUGAAGACUUAAUAAGCUUGCUUGAUAUUAGUGAUUGGUCUCAUGCGUUGUAUACAUAUUUUGCAGGUUGUUGCUAUCUAGAAAACUGGAGAAUGACCCAAUUAGGUUUAUUGAAUGAUGGUAAAGAACAGUUUUACAAAGAAAGGGCCAGAGAACUCAUAUUUGACGCUCCAUCUCUGUUAGGUAAGAAGACUUUUAAAUCCAAAAAUCUUCCACUGGAUAGAUUUAUGCUAAGAAAAGUUCAACAAUUUAAUAACAUGCAGAAAAAACUAAACCUAAAAGAACCGCUAGACUCAAUAGCCACAUCUCCAGUUCAUGAGCUCUCUUAUUUUUACAACGGUUAUAAUAGAAUGACUGAAGACGAUUUAAUUUUAACCAAGAAAAUGUUGAUGGAGUAUCACAAUCCCGCUAUUGAUUCCGAAGAUCCGGAUCAAGAACUAAUCAGGAACUUACUAUUAUCUUUGACUUUAAGAAGAUUGGGUGAUGCUGAAAAAGGCUUGUCUUUAUUAGACGAUAUUGUCUUGCCGAAAAUAUUCUACAUUCAAAACGGCAAAGUUAAAUAUUUCAAGAAAACUGAAGACCCAUGGGCAUAUCCAGCCGCUCUUUAUGAGAGGGCUUUAUUCUGUUGGAAACUAGGUGGUAUGGAAAGUUUGAAAGAAAGUAGAGAAUGGUUGCUAAGAGCUCAAAAUUAUGCCGCAGAUUAUGAAUUAAGUACACGUAUUGGAAUGAAGAUCAAAGCCGCCCUUGAUAGAGUUGAAAACGCACUUGUUUGA